Molecule: messenger RNA, 1465 nt
Organism: Drosophila willistoni
Lineage: Eukaryota; Metazoa; Arthropoda; Insecta; Diptera; Drosophilidae
Gene: aay
Product: phosphoserine phosphatase
Exons: 1
Coding region: 402-1220 (272 amino acids)
Biological process (GO): dephosphorylation; L-serine biosynthetic process
Cellular component (GO): cytoplasm
Molecular function (GO): L-phosphoserine phosphatase activity; magnesium ion binding
Source: RefSeq, a predicted model, not a curated record
CAGUUGUAAAAAGUCAGUCAACGCGAUCAUAUCGUGUGUGGGUUAACACAAAGAGAGAAAGAGAGAGAGCGAACACACACACAACAGACAAAUACACAGAGCAUACUAGACAAGACAAGCCAAGUAUAUGUAUUUUGUAUAUGUGUGAGACUAAUAAAAACAAAAAACAGCUGAGAGCCUAAAAGCGCGUGUGCGAAAAGGAAAAGAAAAAAUCCCCAAAAAUAUACAUAUUCAACGCAUACACAAAAUAAAGAAACCAAUAACAAGAAACACCAAAGAAAUCUGCGCGUUGACAGCGGAAAUUUUUUGUUUGGCCAUUUAACCUAAACCCUCGGCAGUGUGUGAACAACGUCAUCACAACGUGGUCGUCCUCGUUAUCCUCCCUAUACACAAACAUCAAGAUGAGCAGCUCAGUACUUAGCCUGGCACGUCCUCCGCCAACAGUUUUAGCCGCCAAGCAAUUGAAUUGUAAUGGCAACGGCUCCAUACCAAUUCCAACAGUUGCGGCCAAUCCUUCAGCUGCCACGGCUGCCACACCACCCAAACAGGUUCAAUUGGCUGCCAAAAUCAUUCAGCAAUCGCAAAUUGUUUGCUUCGAUGUCGACUCCACAGUCAUUUGUGAAGAGGGUAUCGAUGAGCUGGCUGAUUAUUGUGGCAAAGGUAGCGAAGUGGCACGUGUCACCAAGGAGGCAAUGGGCGGCACUAUGACCUUCCAGAAUGCCCUCCAAAUACGUUUGAAUAUCAUAAAGCCAUCGCAGCAGCAAGUCCAGGAUUUCAUACGCGAACGUCCCAGUACUCUUACCCGAAAUGUGAAACGUUUUGUCAAUCAAUUGAAGGCAGAUGGCAAGCAGGUUUAUCUCAUAUCCGGCGGUUUUGAUUGCCUAAUUGCACCUGUCGCAAACGAACUUGGCAUACCACUCACUCAGCUGUAUGCCAAUAAAAUGCUGUUCGACUAUCAGGGCGCAUACGAUAGCUUUGAUAUCAAUCAGCCCACAUCUCGGUCUGGCGGCAAAGCGGAGGCCAUCAACCUGAUUAGGCAGCAACAUAAUGCGGACGCUCUGAUUACAAUGAUUGGUGAUGGUGCCACCGAUUUGGAGGCUGUCCCACCGGCAGAUCAUUUUAUUGGUUUUGGUGGCAAUGUUGUCAGGCCCGAAGUCUAUCGACGCGCUCAGUAUUACGUAACGGACUUUGAGCAGCUGAUUGGAGGUGGCGGCCAAUAGGCGUAGGCGACAACAAACGGCGGCAGCAGCAGCAGCAGCGACGCGGAUAUUUUCUGUCAGCGCCGCAUUUAGUAUUUGCAAAUCGACGUGUUAUAUAUUAUAUAGUAGUAAAUAAUAAAAGUGUUUUGUGUCUCUCAUGUAUGUACAGAUUAUAAAUAUAUAUAAAUAUAUAUAUACGUGUGUGUAUAUUAGUUCAUAGUCAAUUGCUAAAACAAUAAAAAAGAAAAAAAGCGAUAGUAAAAUUA